Messenger RNA from Symsagittifera roscoffensis, 324 nucleotides. RefSeq lists its product as uncharacterized. The record is from RefSeq and is a predicted model, not a curated record. The coding region runs from base 1 to 324 and encodes 107 amino acids. The transcript has a single exon. NCBI's taxonomy places the organism in Eukaryota, Metazoa, Xenacoelomorpha, Acoela, Convolutidae.
AUGAAGAGAUCGGGACUAAAAUGCAAACCAUCAAAGUGCGAAAUAGUCAAGGACUCGAUUAAAUACCUGGGGAGGAUGGUUGAUAGACAUGGCAUCAGAUCAAACCCAGACGCAGUAGAAGCGGUUCUGACCUGGAAAGCACCAAAAACAGAACAUCAAUUGAUGAGCUUCUUGGGGUUCGCGAACUUUUAUAGGGGAUUCAUUAAGGGCUAUGCGGACAAAAUGUACCCAAUGCAACAGCUCAUGAGGCACAAAGGCAAGAAAUUCACGUGGAACAUUGCGGCAGAAGAGUUAUUCCAGAGAAUAAAGAAGGAGUUGUGUUAA